UAUGGAAGGGUGGUCUAGUGCAAACAGAAGGUCCCUUGCCAAAAAUAUACGCUAUAGGGCUAAGAGUCAAUCAAUUCGCUGUAAACGUAUUUCAACUAAUUCUAGGAAUAUUAACAACGACUAUGCCGAGUUGAAAAUUAUUAAUAAAACUAAUGGCAGCUUUCAGCCUAUAUUUUCAACUCGUAAAACUUCUAGUGUAAAGAUUACGAGCUCUUUCAACAAAAGGGCGAGAAGAAAGUCCUGCGGUUGUUGCCCUUGUCGUCGAUAUUUAGAUUCGGAGGAAAUAAUCCAAUUAAGUGAAGAGCCUGAAGGAGUUGAACGAAUAACACCUAAUCCAGGAAGGAACCUAAGAUUAGAGGAUGAUAUUAUAUCAACUUUAGAAGAAUUGCCCCUUGACGAGCUUCCCGCACCACCGAGAAUAGUUAAGCAAAGCGGGAAAAGAUCAGUGAAUAAAAGUAAUAGUAGAGAACUUAUAAGCGAUGAGAGAAUUGCAAAAAAAAGUGAAUCGCAGCUGAAUAAUAAGAUUGGCGAAGAACAAAAGCAAAAGAAAACCGCAUUAGGAUCUGACAGUGUAAUCGCAUUAGAAAAGAGGAACGUCGUAGAAGCAGAAAAAGAGGCGGUAUUAGAAAGUAAAAUUGAAAGGGAAAAUUUUCUAGAAUUGCAGAAUGGAAAGCGGUCGAAAGAAAUAGAAGCAAAUCUACCCUUAAUUGACAAAAGCAACUGGAAACAAAAGGGAGAUAGUAAGUGCUUAUCCUCUGAAAAAGCCUUUAGAAAGCUUGGAGAAGUAUCCCCAGUCUUAAAUUCAUUAACGAAUGAAAAUCAAAAAGGAAUCACUAUAUCAACUAAUUUACAGUCAGGCUUAGAAGACUCUUAUAGGAAUUUUCCUGUACAAUUUCCAUUAUCGUUUAUAACAAGCAACAAGAAUAGGCGUAUAUGCUCUAGGCAGCACCUACCCUUUUUUAUUACAGACAAGGGUUUCAAUGAGACACUACCCCCUUAUCUUACCAAUUUUUGGUUUAGGAAAGCAGAAAAGCAGACUCAUGCUAAGAGAAUUGAUAUGUUUGAUUUAAAUGAAAAACUCAUUGAAGUGCUGGGAACGGAAGAUGACAUUAUUCAAAAGGUUAUUAAGGGACAAUACACUUACACGUCCGAUGUUGGCAAACAUAAAUGGAAUUUGAACAGAGUCAAAAGUACUGAAGGGUUUACCAAUGAGAUGCUCAAGGAUAAUACGAGAUCGGCUAAAGUAAUCGAUGGAAAGUCGAUUAAAAAGCGUCCAACUAAGCAUGUUUCUCCGUUACUUCCAUUACCAAAUAAGGUAAAUGGGGAACAAGUCGAACCAUUUGACAGAAGAAAUGAGGAGGAUAUAAAAGAGGACGCUCUACGCCAACUGAGAACAUUAAUUGAGGAACUAAAUAGAAAAGCCUCGUACGCUUCUCGGCGGAAGAACGAAAUUUCCGUACCACAAAUUGCCAGGCGACAACGAUCGAUGGAAUACAUUAGGAAGGAGUACAUGGGUAAUAUGCAUAAGCUGAUCGAUAUUGAAAGACCAACAACUGGUUUUCUAGGGACUUUACCCCUUUUGAAGUUCACCGACGUGGAAUCGAUUGAAUUUACUGAUUCCGUAGUAGGAGUCGGCAAGCACUCUGUUAUAAUUGGGGGUUAUUAUAGUAACUACAAAAUUCCAGAUUCCCUACCUAAAAAGACGUCUAAUGAAAGAGACGUAGUAGCUAUAAAGUUGUACGAGAAAAAUGUCAAGGGAGCUUUGGCGAUUGUGGAUGUCUUCAAAGAAGCGGCUAUUCUAAGUUAUCUAUUUACAGAUGACAGCGACAAUCAUCUCCUUAUACCUAAAUUAAUAGGCCUACUACAAUUGGAAGAAUCAUACGAUUUUCUACCUUUUGCAUUAGUAACAAAGUUUAUUGGAAAUCGAGAGACGAUGGAAAUUCUAACUAUGGACAUAGUUUUAGUAAAGGAAACGGACAGCAGGAAACAAGGUAGAAUUAUAAUAGAAAAUUCGCAAUGGAUUGAGAUGCUAAUUAAUCUGGCUAAGUUCAUUCGCAAAUGCCACCGGAAAUUAGUGGUUGUUAAUAAUUUGAAAUUGACGAAUAUCGCCUUCCAACGAUUAGUUGAUGGUUGUUGGGUUCAUCCGAUUCCACUAAACUUUUCAAAUUCCUAUAGAAUAAAUAAAUGUUCUAAAAGCACUAGAUACUUGAAUUCUUUUGAACCAGAUAUUACGCAAUUUGGAUGUUUAAUCAAAUCUGUCGAUUUAUGUCUAAAUCUUGGCCUUGAAAAGAUCACUUCUCAUUGCCAAACGUCAACGCCAGUUAAUCUUUAUUGGUCGUUAUGCGAUAUAAUCGACGCUCUGGAGGCCUCUUUAAAAAAUGUUGGAAGGGUUUUAGAGGACGAGAAAAAAAACAAGAAAACGCUCGAAAUCGACAACCAAAAGAAAGUAUGA
Molecule: messenger RNA, 2452 nt
Organism: Dimorphilus gyrociliatus
Lineage: Eukaryota; Metazoa; Annelida; Polychaeta; Dinophilidae
Source: the annotation of a GenBank genome assembly